CCCAGCUAGCUCCGCCCCUGGAGCGGCUGGUCGGACACUGGACCCGGAAGAGGAGGGGAGGAGGUGGCUGGCAUCAGUGGCGAACUGUCCAUGGGAACAGCCAGGUGGCCCCAUCCGCAGGGGUAGAGGCCGGGGCGUCCUGCAGGAGUUAAGCCUCAGCCUCGUCCCCCUCCUCCUCCUCCUCCUCCACGUCAACCCGGCUGGAGGGUCUGGGCACCCCAGCCAGAGCACCCCCUGCUUUGGCGACGACUGCUAAUAUUGGCCCGACCAGCGGAUCAUCGUCCGGGCAGUUUCGGCAGAGAGCCUUGGGCACCAGUGACUCCCCGGUCCUCUUUAUCCACCGCCCGGGCACUUCGGGGACUACGCAGCGACUAGAGUACAGGGGAAGAGUCACUGCCGAACUCCCAGGGGGGGAGGUAGAUCCCAAGCCCCAAGGCCUGGCAUCUCAUCCAGCAGAGGCCCCUGCCCAGGCUGCCCCCCAGCUGGAGCCGCAGCCCCGGCCGGAGCUGCAGCCUGAGCCACAGCCAGCCAGAGCCGCUCGAGAACCCAGCCCUGAGGUGAGCUGCUGCGGUCUGUGGCCCAGGUGGUCCCCCAGCGCUCAGCACUGAGACCUGAAGCCAGCUCCAGCGCCAGAGCGAUGCCGAUGGGGGUCCCGAUGGGGAAGUCGAUGCUGGUGCUGCUGACCUUCUUGGCCUUGGCCUCGUGCUGCUUUGCUGCUUACCGCCCCAGUGAGACUCUGUGCGGCGGGGAGCUGGUGGACACCCUCCAGUUUGUCUGUGGGGACCGCGGCUUCUACUUCAGCAGGCCGGCGAGCCGCGUGACCCGCCGCAGCAGCCGUGGCAUCGUGGAAGAGUGCUGUUUCCGUAGCUGCGACCUGGCCCUUCUGGAGACCUACUGUGCCACCCCCGCCAAGUCCGAGAGGGACGUGUCGACCCCUCCGACCGUGCUUCCGGACAACUUCCCCAGAUACCCCGUGGGCAAGUUCUUCCAAUACGACACCUGGAAGCAGUCCGCCCAACGCCUGCGCAGAGGUCUGCCUGCCCUCCUGCGCGCCCGGCGGGGUCGCAUGCUCGCCAAGGAGCUCGAGGCGUUCAGAGAGGCCAAGCGUCACCGUCCGCUGAUCGCCCUGCCCACCCACGACCCCGCCACCCACGGGGGCGCCUCUCCAGAGGCAUCCGGCAAUCAGAAGUGAGCCAAAAUGUCGCGUAAUUCUGCAAGACGGCACCGUCCACCUCGUGCCCUCCUCUUGACCAGGGGCCAUUCCAUCGGGUCCCGCCUCUAACAUCUCUCGAGGUCGCGUUCCCUCUGCGGGCUCCCCCACCCCCAGCCCCCAUGCCCCAACCUCCCCAUGUCAGGCUCUUCUCUCCUUGGCCCUCUCCAUCAGGCUGAGGAGAUCCUAGUAACACCUCCAAAAAUGUACAAACUCAAUUGGCUUUCAUAACCCCACAAAAUUACCCCCCCAAAUUAUCCCAAAUUGCACAACAGAAAAAACUACGAAUUUCUGAAAAUCUCUCUCUCUCUCUCUCUCUCUCUCUCUUUCUCCUCUUUCUCUCUCUCUCUCUCUCUCACACACACACACACACACAUCAGUCCCCUUAAAACAAAUUGGCUUUUUAGGAACACCAGCAAAAUUAAUUAGUUUAAAAAAAAAAACCCUAAAAUUAUCAAUUGGCUAAAAAAAAAAAUACCAAAACCAAAUUGGCUUAAAAACAAUUGGCAUCAUGAAAGAAUUAGGCCCCCCCUUCCUUCUCUUCUCCAGGGACCUCGAGUCAGAUUGGCCGUGGGCUCGAGUGCCUGACCUCCAGGAGAAAGGAAGGGACCCCAUCUGCAGGUAGGCACGUCACCAUCUGGAGCCGGCUCGCCUCCUCAGGCAAAAUUCUGGCCACAUCUGGGGAGAAUUGGCCUUCUCACAACAGCAAACCCCCAGACUCGUUCCUCACUCUGUUUCCUAUCCUUGAAAGUCACCAUGGAGCUAGAUGGGGGCUCCCAGGGAGGCGAAAGGAGGGGAGAACAGAACAUGAACACCGAAAUUUGUGAGAAUAAACUUUAAUUGGCACAAACCCCCAAACACCCUAAAAUCCAUCCUCCCAAAACCCACACGUCGCAAAAUCUUACAUCAUAAUUCCCACCCUAAAAAUCACACACACCCACAGACAUUCCUGCAGACACUCCCUACAUGCAUGCACUCACACACAUGCUCACACACAUGCAUAUACUCUCACACACAUGCUCACACAUGCUCACACAUAUAUGCACACACUGCCUCACACAUAUGCUCACACACAUGUACACACGCUCUUGCCCACAUAUGCUCACACAUGCUCUCACACACAUGCACACACACACACCCUCACCUGCACACCCUCAUGCCCACACACGCACACAUGCACACGGAUGGGUGAACCCAGCACAGUGCAGGUCAGACCGCUCUCUGAGCUGUUCAUUGGUGUGGUUUUCAUGUCCUGAGCUCCCUUCCUGGCCCCUGGGAUGCGCUCCUCGGGUGGGAGAAGAGCAAUCCAUCUUUCUGAGGUGAGGGAGGUGGCUUUACCCACGGCCCCCGUGGUGUGAGCCUGAUGCCCCCAGGCCCCACCGGCACCUGUGCCCCCUGCCAUCAUGCAGACUGAGGAACUGAUUUGGCCAGACUGGAGGUGGCUGUAGCCGAGCAAGACGUGCCCUACCCGGUAGCCUGACCCCCUAGGUGUGCUCUUGUGAGAAAGAUCUGGGACCCCCAGCACACCUAGGGACCAUCUUUGCCAGCCCCCUCGGGCCUCUCAGAAAUGGGAGGUCCCCUGGAGGCAGGCAAGGAUGGUGGGGAGUGUGGGAAGUCUGGCGGUUGGAGGGGCGGGUGGGGGGCAGUGGGGGCUGGGGUGGGGGGAUGCUCUAGAGUAGGAAGUGGUCCCGUGAGGUUUGGAGUUGACAAGUCAGGAGCAACAAGUGCAGAAUUACAAUCCAAUCAGGAACCCAAAUUUACGCCAAUUGAUCUAUUUCCCCCCUUUAAUUGGUUUCUCCUGGGGCUUUUUUCUUUUUUUUUUUUUUUUUUGAUCCCUCCUUAGCUUUUUAUGCGCUCACGUUACUCCCGUCCCACGUAACAGGGGAGCAGUGACAAAGUAAUGACGUACGAAGCCACCACCACCACCACCACCACCACCACCACCACCACCACCACCACCGCGGUAAAGCCGCACGUCCUGCUCUCCGCCAUUUAUCGUCCCAUUUUGGUUUUUGUUUUAAUCUGUCCCUUUUGCUUGGGUUGAGUGGAGAGUGGGGCCUCCGUGGGGCGCUGGCCACUACACCCCACGGAGAAGCCUGAGGGAUGGGAGUGGGCCACUGCCCGGCCUGGCCUGUGGGGACAGUGGCUGGUCCCCGGAGGUCCUGGGGAGCGGAGGAGGGGGCGGGGAGGCGUCUCCUCGGUGUCCGGAAGGUGCUCGGAGGCCACCAGGAAGGGGCCCCCAGCUGGCCCAGGCUGGCUGGGGGGGAAGGGGUUGCAGGUGUGUAAGUAGAGGGGCUCCAUCGGGCUGGAGCAGGUGGUCGCCUUCCGUGCACUUGGGGAGCCCUCCCCCCACCCCUCGGUGACACCUUGCCCGUUUCCUCAGCACCCUGUCUUGUCCCCAGGAGGCUCAGAGCUCCACGGGGCAUCCUGGGGCCCAGGCAGGGUGAGGUCGGGGAGUAGGGGAGGUCAGGAGGAUGCAGGCCCUGCAGAGCAGGAGAGCUGCGAGAAUGGUCCACUGACUGGGGUCGCUUGGGCCCCGAGGCCCACGGGUCUGGUGAUACCGAACCAGCCACCAUCUCGGAGCCUAGGGCUAUGGCAGGGAUCCGGGCGGCUGGGAGGUUUACCUCACCCCCACUUCUGCCCUCAGUGCAGCCCCCCUGCACGGCAGCCUGACUAGCAUUCUAGAGGCCCGAGGCUUCUGGGCCCCAGUGACGGGGCUGGCACGGCCCAGGGGGCGGUGCGUGUCAGCCCACCAGUGGCACAGAGGGUCCCUCGGCAGGCAUCCGGGGAGUGGGCCAUUCGGACUAUUGGACAGAGCUGAAAAGAGCCAAAUUGUCAUAAUUGGGACCCAGACAGAUUGGCCUGAGAUCCAAAAAGACUUGGAGGCACCCCAAAUUGCCUGCCCAUCCUGCCGGAUGCCCACCCCACCCAGUGUUACAUUCUGCCUCUUGUGGGGUGGAUGCUCCAAGGCCGUCUGCUGACGCUCCUCUGUGUCCCCCAGCAAGCAGCUCUCCCAGGGUCCUCCGCCAUCCUGACCCGGGCCCCCAUCUGACCUCCUGAGCCCCGACUGUGGCUGUCCAUCUUUUCUCCCUCCUCAACUGUCUUCAGCGGGACUCCCUCUUGGGUCCCCCCCACCAUCACCUGAAGACCCCCCCACGCGCCAAGCACCGAAUGUCACCUUGCCCACUGUCGCGGCCCGUCUGUCUGGCAGUGGCUGGUGUGGGCCUCCACUUGACCCUUUUAACAUGCUGAUAUUUCUGGCAAAAUUCAUUGCUUGGGUUUUGUCUUUAACAUUUAUCGCUCGCAAUCCCAAUAAAGCAUUCAAAUGUA
Molecule: messenger RNA, 4540 nt
Organism: Nyctereutes procyonoides (raccoon dog)
Lineage: Eukaryota; Metazoa; Chordata; Mammalia; Carnivora; Canidae
Gene: IGF2
Product: insulin like growth factor 2
Exons: 6
Coding region: 638-1192 (184 amino acids)
Cellular component (GO): extracellular region
Molecular function (GO): hormone activity; growth factor activity
Source: RefSeq, a predicted model, not a curated record